This is a messenger RNA of Macadamia integrifolia, 2188 nucleotides long. Its product is annotated as probable polyol transporter 4. Gene Ontology annotation, cellular component: membrane. NCBI's taxonomy places the organism in Eukaryota, Viridiplantae, Streptophyta, Magnoliopsida, Proteales, Proteaceae. Gene Ontology annotation, biological process: transmembrane transport. The record is from RefSeq and is a predicted model, not a curated record. The transcript has 2 exons. Gene Ontology annotation, molecular function: myo-inositol:proton symporter activity. Bases 258 to 1262 code for a protein of 334 amino acids.
CACCUCUUGUGGGUAGUGACUUCAAUCCUUCCAGGUCAACCCUAGAUGAGUUUUCGCCUUUCAAUGGAAACAACUACAGAUCUAAAUGGACACUCAGAUAGAUCCUCCCAUUGAAAGCUAAAACCUUUAAUGGAGUAAAGACGAACUUCCCUCCUUUUCAAAUCCAGGUUUUUUCUCUGGGUCCUAUGUUCAGGAAAGGGUUAAAUUCUUUGAGUAACUCGGUCUUCUUCUAGAGUGAAACUUUUGCAGUUGCAAAGAUGAGGUUGGUGGGUCACCCAGGAGACGGAGAUAGAGAUGGUGAUGAGUUCUCUGACCUUUCCUACGGUAGUAAACACAAAUACAAGAUGAUGGAUUCGGAGCUAACAGAGGAUGAUGACCCCUCACAUCAUCACCAUCGUCAAAAGGAUAAGAGUAAUAAUACCCAGAAAUACGUUAUCGCCUGUGCCACUUUCGCUUCUCUCAACACUGUACUAAUCGGCUACGAUUUGGGUGUCAUGAGUGGAGCUCUCUUAUUCAUUCUUGAAGAUCUUAAGAUAACAGAACUGCAAGAAGGAGUUCUUGUUGGUUGUUUGAGUAUCGUCUCACUCUUGGGUAGUUUAGCAGGUGGAAGGACCUCGGAUGCUAUUGGUAGGAAAUGGACAAUGGCUUUGGCAGCCAUUGUCUUCCAAACAGGGGUUGGUAUAAUGGCACUUGCUAAUUCUUUUAGAGUAUUGAUGGUAGGAAGACUCCUAACUGGGGUGGGAAUAGGAUUUGGAGCUAUGAUUGCCCCUGUUUACAUUGCUGAGAUAUCACCCACCUUUAAUAGAGGAUUUCUUACCUCCUUCCCUGAAAUUUUCAUAAAUGUAGGAAUCCUUCUUGGUUACAUAUCUAACUAUGCAUUUUCGGGUCUACCGGCACAUAUAAGUUGGAGAGUAAUGCUUGGUGUUGGAAUCAUUCCCUCAAUUUUUAUGGGAUUUGCUCUUUUGAUCAUCCCUGAGUCACCUAGGUGGUUGGUAAUGCAGAAGAGGGUUGAAGAAGCAAGAUCAGUGCUAAUGAAGACAAAUAAAAAUGAGAAAGAGGUGGAGGAGAGAAUGGCAGAGAUACAACAAGCAUCUGGGAUUUAUAAUUCAGAGAAGAACGAAGAGAAACCCGUGUGGCGGGAACUGUUGGCGCCUUCUCCUUCAAUUCGGAGAAUGCUAAUCACUGGGUUUGGACUCCAAUGCUUCCAGCAACUUGUGGGAAUUGAGACAACCCUGUAUUACUGCCCCACAAUCUUCAAAUAAGCUGGGAUUCGGGACAACAACACUCUUCUUGCUGCAACUGUUCUUGUUGGAGUUAUCAAGACUGCAUUUGUCUUUGUGGCUACUUAUUUCAUAGAUGGAAAGGGUAGGAAGCCCUUAAUGUACAUCAGCACUGUAGGAAUGACUGCUUGUUUGUUCACUUUGGCCCUUUCUCUAUCUCUGGUAGGGCAUGGACAUGCUGUGAUCAUACUCACUAUCCUGUCAAUUUGUGGGGAUGUGGCUUUCUUUUCUGUGGGAAUGGGUCCAGUUGCCUGGGUAUUGACAUCUGAAAUUUUCCCAUUGAGGCUGCGUGCUCAAGCAGUUGCAGUUGGAGCAGUGGGGAAUAGAGUUAUCAGUGGCCUGAUUUCAACUUCAUUCCUCUCUGUGUCUCAUGCCAUUACAGUGGCAGGAACAUUUUUCAUCUUUUCUCUGUUCUCCGCGUUCUCUAUUGCAUUUGUUUAUGCAUUUGUUCCUGAAACAAUGGGGAAAUCUCUAGAACAGAUUGAGUUACUAUUUGAGGAUGAGGAAGCAUUGAAAGGUUGUGAAAUGGAGCUUGGAGAUGUAGAGCAUCUUGUGCCAAAAGAAUGAUGUGUUUUGCAGAGUUGGUUUGGUCUUCUACCUCUGCAACUUGCUUGAAUUAGAAUAUGAAUCCUUUUAAUGCUCCAAGAGCCUUCAUAUCACCAAGGCAAAAUCUUGUCUGCCUUCUACUGGGAUAGUAUAUCUUCAGCACAGGCAUGCUAUCACAUGUGAGAGAUCCACAGGCAACCAAGAUGGGUCAAUCAGAAGUGUUCCUGAACUUCUUCACAACUUGAGAUGUAUGGCUCUUCCUCUUGGAUUGAUAUAACUCUUAAAAGAGUUAUUAGAACUUGAGUUCUGAGUAUCUAUUCUUUUCUCAGCAGAUGAAAUAAUUGAUUAUUUGGCUUGGUCUU